Nasonia vitripennis (jewel wasp) is the source of this 3056-nucleotide messenger RNA. RefSeq names its product dnaJ homolog subfamily C member 10. Bases 208 to 2562 code for a protein of 784 amino acids. Lineage: Eukaryota; Metazoa; Arthropoda; Insecta; Hymenoptera; Pteromalidae. The record is from RefSeq and is a predicted model, not a curated record. The transcript has 12 exons.
UGUCAUAACGUCAGAAAGGUUGGGUUCCCGUACAGAAGAUUGACCCCAUAUACGGCAUGGAUCGUGAAGUUUAUCUUUGAAUGUGGGCGGUUUUUGUAAGAACGUCGUUCGAUGUAGCGAGUCAGAAGUACAAAGCAUGCUUGGAUAGACUUUUCGUGACAAGUUCACAGUUCUUCCCAGCCGAAAAGUAUUCAAACGCAAAGAAAAAUGCGCAGCUCUAUAUUGAUUACUCUUUUCGUAUUUGCAUCCCUUACCUCGGCUGAAGAUUAUUACAAACUAUUGGGUGUUGAGAGAACAGCUGAUCAGCGAGACAUCAGAAAAGCAUUCAAGAAGCUCGCGGUUACUGAACAUCCCGAUAAGAAGACUGAUGAUCCUGAAGCACAUGAAAGAUUUAUCAAGUUAACAACGGCGUACGAAGUGCUAAAAGAUCCUGACUUAAGAAAGAAGUAUGAUUUGUACGGAGAGGAAGGCCUGGAUGAUUCCAAAAGGCGUAGCAAUUAUCAUUCAUACACGUAUUACCAGAAUAAUUUUGGAAUCUACGAUGAUGACCCUCAGAUCAUAACAUUAAAUAGAAAUGAUUAUUUUGACAGUGUAACUGAGUCAGAAAAGAUGUGGUUUGUCAAUUUCUAUUCGCCACAGUGUAGUCACUGCCACCAUUUAGCUCCGGUCUGGAGGAAAAUAGCCAAAGAUCUUGAAGGAGUUAUUAGAGUUGGUGCAGUCAAUUGCGAAGACGAUUGGCAUCUCUGUUCUCAAGUUGGAAUACAGUCUUACCCAACGUUGAUGCAUUAUCCACCAAAUUCAAAACAAGGCGUGAGAUAUAAAGGUGAAAAAUCUUAUGAGGAAAUAAUGCGGUUCGUCUUGGAUAAAAUAGAUGCUGAUAUUCGCGAAAUCAGUAAAUCAGUUUGGAACCUUCUAUUUGAGGGUAAUGAUAAAUCAAUUGAAAACCCAGUAUUGAUUUUCGUCUGUGGCGAAAACCGUUAUUGUUUUACAAAGGAUGAGAGAUUAAGAAUUGCUGCUAUAUUUGACGAAAUGGUGGAUGUAAAAGUAUUCCAUUGUAAGGAUAAUGAUUGUGGUAGCGUACUUUCAGAUUCCACUGGUGUUGUGUAUUUACCACCUCCAAACGAUGCAAAUUUUAAACCUGUGUUAUUUGAAGAUGUUUUGGAAGUAGAAGAUCUAGUCAAAAAAAUUUUAGAACAGCUCCCAGAACCUCAAGAUAUUAAUGACGAUCAAUUUGAGGAUAUUCUGGACGACUUAAAAAGGAAAUCCAACGACGGAUGGUUAAUUUGUUUUUACAUCGGUCACGCUACAGAUUUCGACGUUUUGUUAAAGCAUUUGCCUAGUAUUUUAAAAGACGUGAAUUUAGCAAAAAUCAAUUGCGGUCGGUACUCAACUUUAUGCAAGAAUCUUAAUGUCAAUCAUUACCCUGCCUGGGGUGUUCUGAAACCUGGUGGAGCAUUUGAAUUGAGUCACGGAAAAAACACAAUGAACGACGUUGCUAACUUUGCCAAGAGUAGUUUGAAAGCACAGAAUGUUUGGGCUCUUUCCGCGCAAAAGAUACACGAUAUUUUAGGCAGACAAAACGGUGAAGUAUGGUUUCUCGAUUGGUACGCACCGUGGUGUCCGCCUUGCAUGAAAUUCCUUCCCGAAGUUCGAAAAGCGUCGUUAGAAUUCGACUCGUCAGUAUUACAUUUUGGAACCGUGGACUGCACAACCCAUGCCGAAAUUUGCAGGCAGUACAAUAUCAGAUCUUAUCCUACGGCUAUGCUUGUGAACGGCAGUACUACGCAUCAUUUCUCGACUCAAAGAACGGCACCUCACAUUGUGGAAUUCAUCAAUGAGGCUAUGAACCCAACGGUGAUACAUCUAACAUCCAACAACUUUGACAAAAAGUUAGGUAAAAAGAGGGGUAGACAUUUGUGGGUAGUGGACUACUUUGCACCUUGGUGUGGACCAUGUCAGCAAUUAGCACCAGAAUGGACACAAGUGGCCAAGGCGCUCAAACCUCUUUCUAAUGUUAAAAUUGCCAGCGUCGAUUGCGAGGCACAAAAAUCCGUGUGUCAGGCGCAAAGCAUCCGCAGUUAUCCCACAAUCAGGCUUUAUCCAAUGGGUUCGGAAGGAUUGAACUCAGUUGCAUUGUACAACGGGCAGAGGGAUGCCACGUCACUGUUGAAGUGGAUUACGCAGUUUUUGCCAGUGAAAGUGCAAGAUCUGAACGAUCACAAUUUAGAAAAGUCUGUAUUGAAGACCGACGAUAUUGUGUUGGUCGAUUACUAUGCGCCGUGGUGUGGUCACUGCAUUAUUUUGGAGCCUCAAUUUGCAAUAGCUGCGCAGCUUCUGGAAAACAAAGUACGCUUCGCAAGGCUGAACUGCGACCACUAUCGCUACUACUGUGGACAAGCCGGUAUACGGGCUUAUCCGACGCUGAAGCUGUACUCGACGAGGCAACAUCGAAACAGUUUGCAGGAUGGAAUAAGGAUCAAAGCUUCCACGGCCGAGAGCAUAAGAGACGAAGUUCUGGCGCUUCUGCCAAAGCGAGUCAGGCAGGAUCGCGAUGAGCUAUAAUGAAAUAUUAAUUUAGGUGCCUUAAAUAGAUACAUUCUAGACCAAUGCGAAGAAAAGUGGACAGUUGCGUCGAAGCCGGCCAAUUUAGCCCGAGAUAUUUUUAAAUGACUUUAUUGUGAUAUUUGUGGCUAGAAGCUCCAAGAUUUCCAGUGGGUGUAUUUCCGAGCAUUCGUUUCUCCCUACGAGUAUAAUUUAGGAUAUCGUAUGACAAAGACGAUUGUUGAUGAUCGUUGAGAUAGAUAAUUUAUAUAUCUACGUACACGUAUACUAUUGUAAUCGAACAAACACGAACUAGCGUAACCAUAAUCAUUGAGAUCUUGCCGAGAACGACAUUCCGCUCAAAUGUUUUAUAUACUUUCUUUACAAUCUCUCAAGAAUCUCGAUGCCAGUGAUAUUAACGAUUUUUAUAACGACUUUUUUAACCAAUACACUUUUGUAUCGAAACAGCUAAGAAGAAAAAAAACGCAACAAUAAAUUCUCAAGCAACGACAAAA